CAACAGUUCAGAUAACGUGGGAGGGCACUGCAGCAUUCAGGGGCUGGAGGAGACGGCGCAACCUCUGUUGUAAAAGGUCAGAUUUACUUUUCCCCCUGUGUCUGAUUAAGCUCCACAGCUGGAUUAGUUUCCUUCACAGUCAGGAGGACUUCGCUGCCCAUGCACAGGUCUCUGUGGACUGAUGGAAGCUGUGGGUUACUCGUUAUGCAGGAUCUGGAUGCUUUUCUUGCUGUUCUGUGUGGGACAAGAGAGGCAGAUGGCUCCCCCAGGUUUGGUACAGAGCAGUUGCCGCUCCAGAAUUUUCUGGAUGAAACUGAAUAAACUUUUGCUCCAGGGGAAAUUUUUCCAGCUGGAAAUCAACGAUCCUUAUGCUGGCCCCGUCCUGCUGGAUGACAAACUAGCAUCUCGCUGUGGCUAUGUCCUGUCAGAAGAUGUGUGGGGCAACCCCGUCUUCCGCGCCUCAGUGCUCAGCUGUCAUGUGGCCAAUGAGGCAGAUGAGCUGUUUUCACUGACUGUGAACAUUAAAGUCUCCUCAUUUGCAAGCAUGAGGGCAGCUGUGACCUACACCUACCCUAUGUACUGCUCCUACUCUUCCUGGGCCUCGAGAGAAAUUGUGUGUGAAGAAAACUACAUGGAGGUGUCAGUGAAGACUGAUGUCCCUGCAGUUUCAAAUGACUACACCGUAGCAUGGAUGUCAGCACUGCCAGAGACUCAGAAUGUUGCAUACCAGGUAUGGCAACUGAUGUUUGUUUCUCCAUCAGGGAGAAAGAGAAUACUGGUAAGCGAUGCAGCAAAACUGGGCUACAGCUUCAAUAAUACACUUUCCCGAGUGUACCUCCGUGCUCCCUACCACAGCAAUGAAUCUGAAAUCAGUGUGGUCGGUGGUGUAGACAUGAACAUGAUCACCUCCACUUCUAUGUAUAGGCAGCGGUGGUUACUUUUGCUGAUUGACAUGACAGUCUCCUGUCCUCUAGAUGGUACCAGCUUCACUGAUACUACGCUGACAUGGACUGUGCCAAGUAUUAUCCCCACAUUAGUGCUUCAAGAAUCCACCUUUUUGUCUAAAACCAUUUUAAUGGGAGUCGACGGCCAAUAUAUAGUAAACCCAGACAAGAACAACUACUUACUGGAGCACAACAAGACACAUAUUGGAGUAACUAUCCCCAUUGGAGCAGAAGGAGGAAAACUAAAGAGUUCUGUAUCUGGCGGUGUAUAUGGAAUCAUUUACAGCAUUGACUUGUUCUUGGAGCACACGUGGACAGAUGCAGACUGGCAAACCACUAAGUAUACUGUCAUCAAAUCCAUCACUACACCUUUCAUGCCACAAAUACCAACCGUUAUCAACAAUACUCUGCCAGAGGAAAAGAUAUUUAAUGUUGCAUUUGGACACUUUCUUCCUGAUGUCUCUCUGGUGGCAAUAACAAUAGGAAAUGUGCCAUUUACCCUCAGAGAAGCACAGCAGCAUGGGUAUAAGAUCUAUGAAACUCCUUUUUCUAAUGGAACGAAAGAAUUUAUCUUGGAAGUCUCCUUUGAUGAUCCAUACGUUCUAAAGGAGUAUGUGAACAGAAAUGAAACAAAAUAUACCCUUCUUGUUAACUACACUAUAAGCGUGGGUCCAGAGAUGAUACCCUAUUAUCAUUCUGCAGAGGUGGAAUGUGUGAUUGCAGAUAUUGAAAUACCAGAAGCAGUUGGUUACUGUGAUGAAGAAAACCUCUACCUGAUCAUUCCUGGUUUUGGCCUGCACCAGUACUGGAACCUGUACCUUGGCACCAAGCUUCUGAACAGGCACACUGCACAUACAAAUGGGUACCUGACAGCUACCAAUGCUACUCAUCUGAUCCUGCAAAUACCUCUGUUUGCUGUGGGAGUCAUCUAUGAGGAAGUGUCCUUCCAGAAAAUUAAAGCAAGGUUUGAUGUUGCCCUAAGGAAAGUGAGAACCAUGGAGACCUUGCAGACAUUCUCUGUUAGCUGCAAUUUUAAUUCCCCAGCAUUUAUAUUAUGCUACCCAGAUGGUACUGUAAUUCUAUCAGCCCAAAUGAAGACAGUUCCUGGCAUUGAUAUGAGUAGAACCCAACUAAGGGAUAGCUCAUGCAAGCCUAAAGAGUAUAACAAAGAACAUGCCUUCUUCAAAUUCCAUGUCACCACCUGUGGCACUUCAGUAAGGUUUGAAGGUGAUCACAUUGUUUAUGAAAAUGAAAUCUCUUAUGAGAAAGAGAUUCUUCCAGGACAAAGCCAGUCGACAAUCACAAGAGAUCCAGACUACAGUUUAACAGUCUUGUGCUACUAUCGAGCAAAAGAGACAGUGAUGCUAGGUGCCUUCAUUAGCAAGCCUUCUGCAUCACAUCCCUCUGGCUCUGGUACAAUAGUGCCAAGGUCAAAUUCUGCAGUACACAGAAGGAUAAGACAAGCUCUGAAUGUAGUUUCAAGAGUGUCCAAAAGUGAAUCUUUCGUGGAUUUCUACGAGCCCGAUGUGGCGAUACUCAAGCGACCCACAGAGCCUGUGUUUCUCGAGGUGGAGCUGAAAGAUGAGAGCCCUGAUGCUGAGUUAUACCUGGAUAACUGUUGGGUGGCAGGGUCUCUAGAUUUCAACAGCACCCCAAGGUGGAACAUCACUGUGGAUGGGUGUGAGAUUAAUGGCAGUGAGUAUGUUGCAGAGUUCUGCUCAGUAGCUGCUAGCUCUAGAGUGAGACACCCUUCUCAUUUCAAAAGGCUGGCAGUAAGGACCCUGACACAUCGACUGAAACAGGUGUAUGUGCACUGUUCAGUGGCAGUCUGCUCUGCUGCUAACACACUGCCUGGCAUUCCUUGCAGAGGACAGUGCAGCCCAAGCACAGAGAGGAACGCCUUUCCAGGUCACAAUUCAGCCCACCUCCAUGGUUAUGUACUUGCUGGACCAGUCUGGAUUGUUGAAUCAGACCUAAGAUGAAGCACAUAAACUGAAUUUGCACUCAAAGGCUCUGCUAUGCCGGCUACUCUCUCAACAUGCAUCCAGACACUGAAGCUACCUCUCAGUGAUUACAAAACUAUCUUGCUUGAAGUGAAAAGUUCAGACUGUGGGACUCAGGACAGCUCUACAACACUGGAAAGUGCUAAGGUCUGCCAACAGGAUUAGCAAAUGGUGUAACCUGUUGUCUCUCUGAAGUGACUACAAAAGAAAACUUACCAGAAAGUAACCCCAAGCUUCAAAAUAACACUUCUUGCUUCUUCCAGCUGUUGAAAUAUGGACUUGCAGAUCACGAAAAUGAUUCUUCCAGCUGUUGAAAUAUGGAUUUGCAGAUAACUAAAUUUAUUCCAAUCCUGAUUAUGGCUGCUUCUUGAAGUAACUGCCAAUUCCUCCAUGUGAAUGUAAAGUGAAAAUCUGAAAAGUCAAAUAAAAAUACAUACAAACUAA
Messenger RNA from Tympanuchus pallidicinctus (lesser prairie-chicken), 3391 nucleotides. RefSeq lists its product as uncharacterized. NCBI's taxonomy places the organism in Eukaryota, Metazoa, Chordata, Aves, Galliformes, Phasianidae. The record is from RefSeq and is a predicted model, not a curated record. The transcript is spliced from 23 exons. The coding region runs from base 182 to 2926 and encodes 914 amino acids.